Periophthalmus magnuspinnatus is the source of this 1920-nucleotide messenger RNA. It is a transcript of the gene cct5, whose product is annotated as chaperonin containing TCP1, subunit 5 (epsilon). The record is from RefSeq and is a predicted model, not a curated record. Gene Ontology annotation, molecular function: ATP hydrolysis activity; ATP binding; ATP-dependent protein folding chaperone. NCBI's taxonomy places the organism in Eukaryota, Metazoa, Chordata, Actinopteri, Gobiiformes, Gobiidae. Gene Ontology annotation, biological process: protein folding. Gene Ontology annotation, cellular component: chaperonin-containing T-complex. The transcript has 11 exons. Bases 128 to 1753 code for a protein of 541 amino acids.
GGAGUCUUCCAGAAGUCGCCGGCAGACCCGUGCGGCUUGCAACUUAGCCACACUCCAGAAUAACAUCUUUUUAAGCCAUUAUUUUUGACAGUUGACGUUUAAUUUGUCUCACCAACUAACAGCCAAGAUGUCCGGCCUUGGGACACUCGCUUUUGAUGAGUAUGGAAGGCCCUUCAUCAUUAUUAAAGACCAGGAUAAGAAGACUCGGUUAUCUGGCAUUGAAGCACUGAAGUCACAUAUUAUGGCUGCCAAGGCUGUAGCGUCGACCCUUAAAACUUCUUUGGGACCCAAUGGCCUGGACAAGAUUAUGGUUGAUAGAGAUGGAGAGGUCACUGUUACUAAUGAUGGAGCCACUAUUCUCAGCAUGAUGGAUGUGGACCACCAAAUCGCCAAGAUUUUGGUGGAACUGUCCAAGUCCCAAGAUGAUGAGAUUGGUGACGGCACCACUGGAGUUGUUGUUCUGGCUGGUGCAUUACUGGAGCAGGCUGAGCAGCUGCUGGAUCGUGGGAUUCACCCCAUCAGAAUCUCUGACGGUUACGACCAGGCCGCACGCGAUGCCAUUGAGGAGCUCGACAAAAUGUCAGAGACCUUCCCCUUUGACCCAAACAACACAGAAUCACUCAUUCAGACUGCAAUGACAACCCUGGGAUCCAAAGUCAUUAACCGAUGCCACAGACAAAUGGCUGAGAUUGCUGUGAAUGCAAUUUUAACGGUGGCAGACAUGGAGAGGAAAGAUGUGGAUUUUGAACUCAUUAAGAUGGAAGGCAAGGUUGGAGGCAAACUGGAGGACACACAGCUCGUAAAGGGAGUCAUUGUCGACAAAGAGUUCAGCCAUCCGCAAAUGCCCAAAGAACUGAGAGAUGUCAAAAUUGCCAUCCUUACCUGUCCAUUUGAACCACCGAAGCCCAAGACCAAGCAUAAGUUGGAUGUUACUUCUGUUGAUGACUACAAAGCUCUCCAAAAAUAUGAAAAAGAAAAGUUUGAGGAGAUGAUCCAGCAGGUGAAAAGCAAUGGUGCAAAUUUAGCCAUUUGUCAAUGGGGCUUUGAUGACGAGGCCAACCACCUUUUGCUGCAGAAUGAACUUCCAGCUGUGCGCUGGGUGGGAGGGCCUGAGAUAGAGUUAAUUGCAAUAGCCACAGGGGGUCGCAUUGUGCCUAGGUUCUGUGAACUCACUCCAGAAAAGCUUGGCUCAGCUGGAUUGGUGAAGGAAAUCUCCUUUGGCACCACGAAGGACCGAAUGUUGGUUAUUAAAGAAUGCAAAAACACCAGAGCUGUUACCAUUUUCAUCCGUGGAGGCAACAAAAUGAUUAUUGAGGAAGCCAAGCGAGCUCUUCAUGACGCCCUUUGUGUGAUUCGUAAUUUGGUCAGAGAUAACCGUAUUGUGUAUGGUGGUGGUGCCUCUGAGAUCGCUUGUGCUCUGGCUGUUAAUCAAGCUGCCGACAAAUGCCCAUCUUUGGAGCAGUAUGCCAUGAGGGCAUUUGCUGAUGCACUUGAGGUAAUCCCCAUGGCUUUGGCUGAGAACAGUGGUCUGAACCCUAUCCAGACCAUGACAGAGGUCAGAGCCAAACAAGUUAAAGACAAAAAUCCUUUCCUGGGCAUUGACUGCCUUCAGAAAAACACAAAUGACAUGAAACAGCAGCAUGUAAUUGAGACUCUAAUUGGUAAGAAGCAGCAGAUCCUUCUGGCCACGCAAGUUGUGAAGAUGAUACUCAAAAUUGAUGACAUACGAAGCUCUGGAGAAAGUGAAGACUAGAACCUUAAAACUUUGCGCUUGGUUUUGUGUUGUUCAAUACAUAAACGUCUCUGUGUAGGCACUUUUUGCGCACUGCGUUGAAGCCACCCUGCAUAACUAUUUAUCAUUUGAUAAAAAAAUACCUCACUGUUGUGGUAUGAAAUCAUUAAAAACGUGGUCUGUUCAAA